UUCUUCAAUAUUUUAACCCCGGAAAAUCCACCAUUUCGGACCUCCUUUCUCUCGUUCUCUCUCUCUCUUCGGUUCAGCCGCACUACUGUACAUGCGCCUCCAUAUCCCACCAUCAUCAAUCACCUGCUUCUGCUCUAGGGUUUCUUCUACACUUUUAGGGUUUUCAGAUACCCAAUCUUUCUCAUCGUUUCCCAUCUAAUCAUCCUCCAUCCCAGGGGUUUUGGAAGAAGCUGGAUAAUCCCCUCACUUUUCUCAGAAGAAUCUCCAUGCGCCGCUGGUUUAGCGGCUUCGUUGAUUAGGGAUUCACUUGUCUCUUUUUCAAAAGGUACAAAUCUGUUCUCAAUUUGAAGCGGGGCAACACACCGUUGUCCUAUCUAGGGCUAAGGGUUUGUUUGUUUUCAAUUGAAUGGCAUUGGGAGAUUUGAUGGAGUCUAGAUUUUCGCAAUCGCAGUCGUCAAUGGUGGCGAUGGUUUCUAAUCACCUCGACGGGUAUUCGAAUUUGCAACAUUCUAAUUUGAAUCCAACUGUUCUCCUUCAAGACGGAGUAGUGGCUGGUAAUAGAGAUAGAGAUUCUUCUUCUGAUUCAGUAGUUGCAGUGCAGAGGAGGGAGAAUCACAUCAACAGGGAAAAUAGCGAUAGGGAAAGGGAAGAUUCUGAGACUGUUGCUAGUACUACUAGCUGUGGAUUUGGAAAUGGGAAUGCGGUGGCCACUGGGAUAACGGCUACCAGUAUGGCUUAUUUGCCUCAGAAUAUUGUUUUAUCUGAGCUUCGGCAUGAUGCAUUCGAGGCUUGCACUCCAUCUGGUCCUGCUGAAAGUGGGUUGGUCUCCAAAUGGCGGCCUAAGGACCGGAUGAAAACAGGAUGUGUUGCUCUUGUUCUAUGUUUGAAUAUCAGCGUGGACCCACCCGAUGUAAUCAAGAUUUCACCUUGUGCCAGAAUGGAAUGCUGGAUAGAUCCAUUUUCUAUGGCCCCACAAAAAGCUCUUGAAACAAUUGGAAAAACAUUGAGUUUCCAGUAUGAAAGGUGGCAACCCAAGGCCAAAUACAAGAUUCAGUUAGAUCCUACAGUGGAAGAAGUGAAGAAACUUUGUACUACAUGUCGCAAAUAUGCCAAAUCUGAAAGGGUUCUUUUCCAUUAUAAUGGUCAUGGUGUACCUAAACCAACUGCCAAUGGUGAAAUUUGGUUUUUUAACAGGAGUUAUACACAGUAUAUUCCUUUGCCUAUCAGCGACCUUGACUCGUGGCUCAAGACUCCCUCCAUAUAUGUUUUUGAUUGUUCUGCUGCAGGGAUGAUUGUCAAUGCCUUCAUAGAGCUCCAGGAUUGGACUCCUUCAAGUUCUUCUUCUUCAGGAACUUCACCAAGAGACUGUAUUCUACUUGCAGCAUGUGAAGCACAUGAGACUCUACCACAAAGUCAUGAGUUUCCUGCUGAUGUCUUCACUUCUUGCCUUACAACUCCCAUCAAGAUUGCCUUAAGAUGGUUUUGCACUCGAUCAUUAUUACAUGAAUCACUUGAUUAUUCACUUAUAGACAGAAUACCUGGGAGACAAACUGAUCGUAAGACACUUCUUGGUGAGCUGAACUGGAUUUUUACUGCAGUUACAGACACAAUAGCCUGGAAUGUGCUUCCACAUGAUUUGUUUCAGAGAUUAUUCAGGCAAGAUCUUUUGGUUGCGAGUUUGUUUCGGAACUUUUUACUUGCAGAGAGAAUUAUGCGUUCUGCAAAUUGUUCUCCUGUAUCUUAUCCAAUGUUGCCUCCAACUCAUCAACACCAUAUGUGGGAUGCAUGGGAUAUGGCUGCUGAAAUCUGUCUUUCUCAACUUCCAACAUUGCUCGAGGAUCCCAAUGCAGAAUUCCAGCCAAGUCCUUUUUUCACUGAGCAAUUGACAGCAUUUGAGGUGUGGCUGGAUCAUGGUUCUGAACAUAAGAAACCACCUGAGCAGUUGCCUAUUGUUCUUCAGGUUUUACUCAGUCAAUGCCAUAGGUUUCGUGCACUUGUGCUUCUUGGAAGAUUUCUUGAUAUGGGUCCAUGGGCUGUUGAUUUGGCCUUGUCAGUGGGAAUAUUCCCAUAUGUUUUGAAGCUAUUGCAAACAACCACACCUGAACUCCGACAAAUUCUUGUGUUCAUCUGGACAAAGAUCCUUGCACUUGACAAGUCAUGUCAAGUUGAUUUGGUGAAAGAUGGUGGACACACGUAUUUUAUCAGGUUUUUAGAUAGUGUGGAAGCGUAUCCAGAACAACGUGCAAUGGCUGCAUUUGUUUUAACUGUCAUUGUUGAUGGACACAGAAAGGGGCAAGAAGCUUGUAUCGAGGCUAAUUUAGUAAAUGUCUGCUUAAAACAUCUUCAAGGUGGUUCCUCCCCUAGUGACACACAAACUGAGCCACUGUUUCUACAGUGGUUAUGUCUGUGUCUUGGAAAGCUUUGGGAAGAUUUCACAGAAGCACAAAUCAUAGGCCUACAAGCCAAUGCUCCUACUGUAUUCUCCCUUCUAUUAUCCGAACCCCAGCCUGAGGUUAGAGCUUCUGCUGUUUUUGCAUUGGGGACUUUACUUGAUGUUGGAUUUGACUCAUCUAGAGAUGGUGGAGAUGAUGAACGUGAUGAUGAUGAAAAAGUUGGGGCUGAAAUAAGUAUUGUUAAAAGCCUUUUAAAUGUUGUUUCAGAUGGAAGCCCUUUGGUCAGAGCAGAGCUUGCAGUAGCUCUAUCGCGCUUUGCAUUUGGACACAACAGGCAUUUGAAAUCAAUUGCAGCUGCAUACUGGAAACCACAGUCUAAUGCUGUUUUAAGCUCUCUACCUUCAUUUACAAUCAGGGGUUCAGUUUCUGGCUACAAUACUCCCAACCAGUAUUCCCAAAUUGGUCCUUUAUCAAGAGUAGGAGGUGGUGACAACCAAUCAAAUUCAAGAGAUGGAAGGGUUUCUUCCGGAAGCCCUCUUGCCACAUCUGGAAUCAUGCAUGGAUCUCCACUCUCAGAUGACUCAUCACAACACUCUGAUCCUGGGCUCCUGAAUGACAUCAUAACAAAUGGUGUCACCAACCAUACAACAAAUACAAAACCACGCCAGCUGGACAAUGCCCUCUACUCCCAAUGUGUGUCUGCCAUGUGUACAUUAGCAAAAGAUCCAUCACCACGCAUUGCAAGUUUAGGGAAGCGAGUUCUUUCCAUUAUAGGGAUUGAACAAGUUCCCACAAAGUCUGUAAAACCAAGUGGAAGUGUAAGGUCAGGGGAACAGUCAUCAUCAACUGCUAAUAGUCUAGCUGGAUUAGCUCGAUCAUCUUCUUGGUUUGAUAUGAAUGGAGGUCAUCUGCCUUUGACUUUUAGAACUCCCCCUGUUAGUCCACCUAGACCAAGUUACUUAACAGGAAUUGGAAUGAGAAGAGUCUGUUCACUGGAGUUCCGACCACACUUAAUGGAUUCAGGCCUUGCAGAUCCUCUUUUAGGCUCACCUGGAGUUCCAGGAGCUUCAGAGAGAAGCUUUUUACCUCAAUCAACUAUUUACAACUGGAGCUGCAGUCAUUUCUCAAAGCCUCUUCUUACAGCAACUGAUGGAUCUGAAGAGAUUAUGGUUAGACGUGAAGAAAGGGAGAAGUUUGCUCUUGACCAUAUCACAAAGUGUCAACAUUCUUCUGGUAGCAAUCUUCAUAAUCCAAUUGCUCGAUGGGAUACAAAGUUUGAGACUGGUGCUAAAACAGCUUUGCUGCAGCCUUUCUCUCCAAUAGUGGUUGCUGCAGAUGAGGGUGAAUGCAUCAGAAUAUGGAAUUACGAGGAAGCUACUUUGGUGAACAGCUUCAGUAAUCAUGAGUGUCCUGACAAAGGGAUAUCAAAACUAUGCCUGGUGAAUGAGCUUGAUGAAAGCUUGCUGCUUGUAGCCUCAAGUGAUGGAAAUGUGCGUAUAUGGAAAGAUUACACUUUAAGGGGUAAACAGAAACUUGUAACUGCAUUCUCUUCCAUUCAUGGCCACAGACCUGGUGUCAGAAGUGUGGGUGCUGUAGUAGAUUGGCAGCAGCAAUCUGGCUUUAUGUUUGCUUCUGGUGAAAUUUCAUCAACCAUGGUUUGGGACCUGGAUAAAGAGCAACUUGUGAGCUCUAUUCCUCUAGCAUCAGAUUGCAGCAUUUCAGCUUUGGCUGCUUCUCAAGUUCAUGGAGGUCAAUAUGCAGCUGGUUUUGUCGAUGGUUCUGUGAGAUUAUUUGACAUCCGAACACCUGAUGGUCUUGUUUGUGUUACACGACCACACACUCGAAGAGUAGAAAGAGUUGUUGGAGGUAUAGAAAGAGUUGUGGGAAUCGGCUUCCAACCCGGACUCGAUCCCGCAAAGAUUGUGAGUGCAUCUCAAGCAGGAGACAUUCAGUUCUUGGACAUAAGAAAUCAAAGUGACGCGUACUUGACCAUCGAUGCACACCGCGGUUCAUUAACGGCUCUAGCCAUUCACCGGCACGCACCGCUUAUAGCCAGCGGUUCAGCCAAACAGCUCAUCAAAGUCUUCAAUCUUGAAGGCGAACAGUUAGGCACAAUUCGUUACUCUCCCACUUUCAUGGCUCAAAAAAUCGGAUCUGUCAGCUGUUUAGCUUUCCACCCGUACCAAAUACUGCUCGCAGCUGGUGCUGCAGACGCUUGUGUUUCCAUCUAUGCUGAUGACAUCUCACCACCAAGAUAAAACAACAAAAACAACAAAAAAAAAAAGUCAAAGAAAACUCAUGCGGACUCUGAGUCUGAAUCUGUUAAGAUAUACAUUCGUUAAGCCUCCAAGGCUACUGAUGUUGGAAAAAGUGAAAAAAGUAAUGUUUGCAUUGCAUUUGGUGGAGAGGCUUCAGGAAAUAAUUUCAUUUCAUACGACUCAACAAACACAUAGCUGGUAUUGGUAUUGGUAAGUAUGGUAACGUCAACAUGUUAUGGUAUGGUAUAAAAGUUGUGUACAUAUUUCUUUUUUCUUUUUCUUUUUAGUGUUUGUGUGUUUUUUCUUUUUCUUUUCUUUUGCCAGUCUUGUUUCUCUAAUUUGUAAAAAAUCCCCUCCCCUCCCCCUCUCUUUUCUAAAUCUUUGCAUUUAUAUAUAAUUGAAAUUCCUUGUGAUUAUGUUGA
Messenger RNA from Lactuca sativa (garden lettuce), 5073 nucleotides. Its product is annotated as regulatory-associated protein of TOR 1. Gene Ontology annotation, cellular component: TORC1 complex; cytoplasm. NCBI's taxonomy places the organism in Eukaryota, Viridiplantae, Streptophyta, Magnoliopsida, Asterales, Asteraceae. Gene Ontology annotation, molecular function: protein-macromolecule adaptor activity; protein binding. The record is from RefSeq and is a predicted model, not a curated record. Gene Ontology annotation, biological process: cellular response to amino acid stimulus; positive regulation of cell growth; TOR signaling.